UGUACGUCACUUGCCCCACGCCGUUUGUUAUCUCCUCUCAAACACUUCGCGUACCGUGGUCUGCAAGGUCAGAGGUCGGUGUAACUGGUGUAACUACUGUAGCGGCGCAGGCUGUGAAUGUACCGUCGCGUCCUUGCUCGAUCAUUCAGCACUAAUAUUUUAAUUCGACUUUUAUCGCAACGAAAUGGCAUGCUCUCGUAAACUUAAUUUCGCAGCGGGGCCUUCACGUCUCCCACUCGACGUGCUGCAAAUAGCAAAGGAUGAAAUGCUGGACUACCAGGGUGCUGGUGCGAGUGUCAUGGAGCUAAGCCACAGGUCAGCUACCUUUGAGAAGAUCAUCUCUGGGGCUGAGAAGGACUUGCGGGACCUCAUGGGGAUUCCGGACAACUACAAGGUGCUGUUCUUGCAAGGAGGGGGUACAGGACAGUUCAGCGCUGUGCCUCUCAACCUGUGUCCACGCCUCAAAGAACAGAAAGCUGAUUAUGUGGUCACGGGAACAUGGUCAGCGAAGGCAGCUAAAGAAGCAGAAAAGUUCAUCCAGGUCAACAGAGUGUUACCCAGGACUGACAAAUACACAGCAAUUCCACCUCAGACGGAAUGGAAACUCAGUCCAGAUGCUGAAUAUGUGUACUACUGUGAUAAUGAGACAAUCCAUGGUGUUGAAUUUGGCUUUGUGCCCGAAGCUGGGAAUGUUCCACUAGUUUGCGACAUGUCUUCCAACAUUCUCACACGGCCAGUUGAUGUGUCAAAGUUUGCCCUUAUUUUUGCGGGUGCCCAGAAGAACUUAGGAAUGGCUGGCAUUACUGUUAUCAUCGUCCGCGAUGAUCUCCUUGACAGAGCCUCAUCUCUCUGUCCAACGGUGCUAAACUACAAGAUCAAUGCUGAGGCUAAGUCCCUGAAUAACACGCCACCAACAUACGCUAUCUACAUCUUGGGUCUUGUUCUCCAAUGGAUCAAAUCUCAAGGUGGCGCGGAAGGCAUGGCCAAGAGAUCGGCUGCAAAGAGUGGCGCCCUGUAUGACCUGAUUGGCAGAUCAAACAACUUUUAUUUCUCGCACGUCAAUCCUGCCGCACGUAGCAGAAUGACCAUCCCGUUCCGUGUAGGGGGACCUGAUGGAGACGAUGCCCUUGAAAAACUGUUUCUCAAGGAAGCUGAAAGCCGAGAUAUGAUACAGCUGAAGGGCCACAGGUCUGUUGGAGGAAUCCGUGCAUCGAUGUUCAACGCGAUGAGCGUUGAGGAAGCACUGACAUUCAUCGAAUUUGCAAAGGAAUUUAUGAAGACACACCAGAAGUGAAAACCUGUGUAUUUGUAUAAAUAAGGGUACACAGCCUUUCUACAAGAUGGCAGAAGAUGCAUUCUAGCAUAUGCAAUGGGUCACAUAUUGUACCUAAUGCUUGAGAGCCCUUGCCUACAUAGUCAGGGUUAUACAAAAGUGCCUUAUAUAAACCUGUUGAAUUUAACAUUUAUAGAAUAAAGUUUUUAGUGGAGAAAGUGUUUUCACAGUUACCUCUACAGAAAAUAAUGAGAGCCAGUGAACUUUAAUAAUACUAAAAUAAUAAAAUUUUUAUGUUAA
This is a messenger RNA of Ornithodoros turicata, 1573 nucleotides long. RefSeq names its product phosphoserine aminotransferase-like. Gene Ontology annotation, molecular function: pyridoxal phosphate binding; O-phospho-L-serine:2-oxoglutarate transaminase activity. Gene Ontology annotation, cellular component: cytoplasm. Bases 185 to 1294 code for a protein of 369 amino acids. The transcript is spliced from 10 exons. NCBI's taxonomy places the organism in Eukaryota, Metazoa, Arthropoda, Arachnida, Ixodida, Argasidae. Gene Ontology annotation, biological process: L-serine biosynthetic process. The record is from RefSeq and is a predicted model, not a curated record.